Messenger RNA from Culicoides brevitarsis, 547 nucleotides. It is a transcript of the gene Polr3I, whose product is annotated as DNA-directed RNA polymerase III subunit RPC9. Gene Ontology annotation, cellular component: RNA polymerase III complex. The record is from RefSeq and is a predicted model, not a curated record. Gene Ontology annotation, molecular function: nucleotide binding. Lineage: Eukaryota; Metazoa; Arthropoda; Insecta; Diptera; Ceratopogonidae. Bases 131 to 526 code for a protein of 131 amino acids. Gene Ontology annotation, biological process: transcription initiation at RNA polymerase III promoter. The transcript is spliced from 2 exons.
UUGAAAAAAAUCAGAGCUUAACUAAUCCACAGUUGUUUGUUUGUUUACUAAAAAAUUAACUGUCAAACGAACUGUCAAAAAAUCGCACUUGUGGAUUUGUUUUUCUUUGAUUUUCCCCUAAAUUUAAAGGAUGGAAAUCGAGAGUGCCAGUUCAGCAUUGUUGUCCAAUCUCGAGGUUCUCGAAGCCCUCAAGCAAUACAAAAGUGCGAAAAAGAGUCCCGGACUUCGUAAUUUAGCUACAAUUUCGUAUGAGACGCUUCAGUAUUUGGAAAAUACGCCGGCAAAGACUCAAACAACCGAAAGUAUCAUCGAAUUUAUCAAAGCAACCAAAAUUUACAACCUCACAAAGUACGAAAUUAUGUGGAUGAUCAACGAUCCGCCAACUUCAGCGCUUCAACUGACCCUUCUGAUAGAAGAUAUCGACGACAGGCUCACGGAUGAUCAAACUAACGAAAUUUUACAACUAAGUCAAACUUAUUUAUUGCCUCUUGAGGCGUCGACAGAAGAGACAACGGCGUCACAAUGAAUAAAAUUUUAUUUUUUCGCA